Messenger RNA from Siniperca chuatsi (mandarin fish), 1631 nucleotides. RefSeq names its product transmembrane protein 238-like. The transcript has 2 exons. The record is from RefSeq and is a predicted model, not a curated record. NCBI's taxonomy places the organism in Eukaryota, Metazoa, Chordata, Actinopteri, Centrarchiformes, Sinipercidae. Bases 7 to 528 code for a protein of 173 amino acids.
GCUGACAUGGAACCAGUCUACCGGGGUCUGGGUCGCUGUGUGUGCUGUUUCUGGCUCGCAGUAGCGUUUGACAUUGUGGGACUGGUCGUACUUCUUAUCGGGGUGUUUGUAAACGUGUUUUUCUACGACCUGCUCAUCUACGCGGGCGCCAUCGUCAUCUUUCUGAGCCUCAUCUGGUGGGUGUUCUGGUACUCUGGGAACAUCGAGGUGCCCCCGGCGGAGCUGGAGGACGAUGUCGGAAUACUGAAGAAGGAUAAGGGCGGCAUCAGCGGCGCGGUGAGGCGUCUCUCCAGCCGCGUGUCCAGUGGCAUAAGGAGCUCGUUCCACAGGAACGGAGGACCGUCCAGCGCCCGCGCGGAGGCCCGCGCGGCCCGCGCGCAGAGGUCGGCGCCAGGAGCCCUGCCGGCGGAGCAGGUGGCCGUUGCUAUGGCAACGAUGACCCCGCGGGAGGAUACCCCAUACACUACUGCCUCAGUGGCGGCUGACGAAGAGAUGCCGCACACAACGACAGAGACUUCACCUAUAUAGUGUCACCCACAGAGACUUGAUUAGAGCCUGCCCUACAGUGUCUUCACUUGACUCCAGUUGAUGCUAAACUUUUCUACUGUUUGUGUGUUUAGUGAGAAAUGAUUAAUAAUUGAUGACGAUAUCUGGAAGAAGUGUUAGCAGUUGUUGAGUCUUUAUUAAAUACUUUAUUUAAAAAAAUUGAUAUUUUCCUAAUAAAUGUUAUGUCUUUAAUCAGUAUGGCAGCAUAGAUUCAGUCUGUUUGAGCUCAAUAGACAUACUGUAGUUAACAUUUUAAGACAGACUUUCAGCAAUUCAUAAUGAUGACUGUUGCACAUAUGAGCCUAAUCUUACAGGAAAUUCAUAGUUCAGUGUAUGAAUCAUGAAUGGCAUCUUUUUAUCACUGUUUGUAGGAGAAAUCAUAGAACAUGUGAACUCAACCAGGGCAGUUUUUUUGUAAAUAAAAGAAACCUUAGCCGAAAACCAAAAUAACUCAGCCCAAACUUCACCAAAAUGUUUUAACCUAACCCAAAACCCUGAAAUCUGAACCAAAACCUAACUCAAAAGGUGUGAUGUCACUUUUUACGAUAACAGAAAUGCCGUACUAUAACAAAAAGGGGGGUUACAUUUUCAUAGGAUAAGUAUGAACUGAACAGACUGUGAAAAUGUGUAGCACAGUUACAAUCUCAUGUGUAAUCUUCAUCUUCAUGUGGUUGUUUUGUCUGUAAGUGUCUUAUCUGUUGUCAUGCUUUUAUGUUUUGUGUGGACCCCAGGAAGAGUAGCGGAUGUUCUGCAUCAGCUAAUGAGGAUCCUAAUUCUAAUCUCAUUGCUGGAAACCAUAUUUGUUUUCCGGUACCAUGCCCAUCGCAAAUUAACUGCAAAACAAACAGAAUUUAGAGACACACAUUCCUCUUAUGGACUUUGAAGUUAUAUUCAUAUUUGAGAUAUUUUUAAUUUUAAUUUGAUUUGUAACUGUUUUGUAUAUGUGUGUAUGAUGACUGCUUUGUGUGACUGAACCAUCUUGUUGUGAUGUUGUAUAUAUCUAAUUUGUUCUCAGGUCUCUCUUGUAAAAGAGGUCUUGAUCUCAAUGAGACUUCUGAUUAAAAACAAAAAGCUUAACUAACUAA